AUGUGUCAGCGAUGGCGUACAAAAUUCUUCGAGUUGUCCCAGGAUUCAGGGUUGAAACGAGCGACGGAGAGACCUGGACUUGCACGGCUUGCCUCGGCCGUAUCCGACGUUCACUCUCAACUCUUUUCCCCUCAUAGCCACCAACAAUCCCAGGACCGAACAGAUGACCCUCUCGGGCUGGUGGUCCUCCACAAACCAUCCAAACGGACCGUCGACAUUCUUUUCAUCCACGGACUGGGGGGCUCAAGUUUACGAACCUGGUGCCGCGAUGGAGACCUCCACAAACUCUGGCCAAAGUUAUGGCUUCCUCAACUCAUACCGACGGCUCGAAUCUUGUCGUUCGGCUACAAGACGCACUUCUCGUCUAAGACGGACACCUCAUCCCUCUCAAUCAAGAAUUUUGCUGGAGACCUUCUGCAUCAAAUGAAACAUGGCGAAACGACCACUGAGCGGCUCGGUCAGGUCCCGAUCAUCAUCGUCGCUCACUCGAUGGGUGGCCUGGUGUUCAAAAAGGCCCUCGUUCAAGGUUACGAGACAGAUGAAUUUGCAGACUUGGUCUCUAUGAUCAGGGGAGUGCUCUUUCUCGCGACUCCCCAUCGAGGAAACCGAGCUGAGCCUCGGAGCCGGCAUUUAUUCCACUCUGUUUUGGGCCACUCGCCCAUGGAUUAUGCUAUGGAGUUGACCAGAGGAAGCCCAACAAUUGACGACCUGAGCGACUUGUUCCGCCACCACGCUUCCACGUUGCAGAUCUUCUCAUUUUACGAGACGUUGGCCGCUUCCAGGGGCCUGCUUUCACGUAUGAUCAUUGACAAACGGACCGCCGUCUUGGGGUACCACAAUGAGACGCCAGUCCCCCUCAACGCAGAUCAUCAUAAUGUCUGUAAGUUUACCAGCCGCAGAGACUCAAACUAUAUCUCGGUUAUGGGGGCUAUUCGCAGCAUCGCGGAAUCUGUCUCUUUGCGGAAGGAUGAAACUUUAAAGCCCGAUCUUGAGCAUUUGGGUCAUCUGUUGGGGGUUACGGGAAUUUCGGAGGAGGAUCUUCUCCGCGCCCGCUCAAUACGAACACAAGGGACCUGUGAAGGCUUUUUCACGAGCGAGGAAGUGGUGGCCUGGCUAAAGUCCGACGCAAGCCAGAUUCUGUGGUUGAACGCCCAACCGGGUGGCGGGAAGUCGAUUAUGUGUUCCUUUGCAAUCGAACGCCUUCUCGAAAUGGGUGAAGAUUGCUCUUAUUACUUCUUCAAGCAUGGAGAGCGAACGAAACAGUCGGUCAGCCACAUGGUGCGGUCCAUUGUGUACCAAACUGCCCUCCAAGUGCCCGAUUAUCGCAGCGCUUUAGCGGAGCUCGGAAAAGCAGGAGUCAGGCUCUCCAAUGCAGACGCUUCGACGGUGUGGGAGAGGUUGGUGGUGAAGGUGUUUGCGAAGAUCAAGACAACAAAACCUGUGUAUUGGGUGCUUGACGGUCUUGAUGAGUCCGGAUCGGCAGGAAAUUUCACCAGCCGUCUCCGGAUUCUAUUAGCCAGACAGGCAAUUGAAGUCGUGGAGAUGAGAUUGCCCGAUACUCAAGCCGAUGUUCGCCAAAUGGUGGCAAAAGUGAUCGACAACAUGCCAUCUGGAGAGGAGUUCAAGUCGAAAGCCAUCGACGAGAUCACGUCAAGAUCUCAAGGGAACUUUCUCUGGGCUACCUCGGUCACAAAACGGGUGGUACGAUGUCUCAAUGAAGACGGCAUCCGACAAGUCCUCGAAUCAACGCCAGACGGCAUGUGGGGAUUAUACGAUCGUAUGACAGACGUGGAGCUUUCUGAGAUUCUCCUGAUAUGGGCUAUGUAUGCCAGAACCCCGAUUUUGGUGCAAGACCUUGUUGAGCUCCACGCCGUUUACCAAGUAUUAGAUGCGGAAAGCGGAAACCACGAACUAUUUAGGAGAUGUAUGGCAACGCUUUGCGAUAUGGGCCUGAGACGUAAGCUCAAGAUGUCCAACAUUCCUCGGUUUGUGUCAUAUGCCGCUACCUCAUGGGCAACGCAUCUCGAGCAUUGCUCCCCAGAGGCCGAUGACGUUCUUGACUCGUUGGUCAAAUUCUUCAGUGGCCCGUACCCGCUUGCUUGGAUUCAAUAUCUCGCUAUGACUGGCCAACUCUCGGAGCUUUUUGGCAUCUCCAGGAGACUUUCUUUCGGCCGACCUCUUUCAAAGUCCCCAACGGCCAUCUAUCAUUACAUUCCCGCACUUAGCCCGACGUCCUCGAUUAUUCAUCAAAGCUUUUCCAAGAAUCCAAUCUCCACCUUGUCCGUUUCCGGGAUCUCAAAUGAGGAAUGGAACGACUGCAUUGCCCGCGUGUCCGGGGGUUCUGGACGCGCCCUACGCUUGGCCACCUCCAAAUUACACCUCGCGGAUUGGUCGUUGUUAGCGUCAGUUUCGAAUCCGAAUCAGGAACGAGCUAUUGAGCUCAAGUUUCGGGAUGACGACAGUCUCGCUAUGGUUUCCGAUUCUAGGAGGGUUUAUCAGCUUUUCCCGGAAGAGGUGGCACCAUCCGCUGCAUGGGUGCAGAUGAGCCCGGCAUUGCUUCAAGAGCCAGAAAUGUUCUGUUCACCGUCUUGCGUGGCAUUUGACGCGAACUGUGCUCAAAUGGCUAUGGCUUACCCCUCGGCCCCCCUUUCGAUAUGGACCGUGGAUCCCCCCAGGAUGAUAGCACAAUUCAACUACAAGACCAAACGCGGCCAAGGUCUUAUGAACUCAGACACAGGGAACAACAAAGUAGUCUGGCAUCCGUCGGGAACAGAAGUCAUCGGGAUCUGCGGGAGGGUCUACAAAUGGAAUUACGCCACCGAUGAGUACAGCGAGAUCAAGGAUGACACGGGUGCUGUCCCCAAUGGGAUAUCUUGCAAUGGCCUCCGACUAUACGACUUACGUGGCGCUUACUGCCACAUCUGGGAACCGAAUUGUCUGUUGCGAAUAGCCGGCGCCGAGGAGGAACAAACUACCGACGUGGACAGCAUUGUCGCUGACUUUUGGUCUGAUACGGUGGACAUUCCCAGGACACCAAUUUCCCUCCCGGCCUCGGAGAGUCAGGUUGAAAGCCGCCCAGCCAGCACUUCAAUCGACUGUGGGCGUACUCUUGCCGGAUUACUCAUUGCUCACGCAAACGACGACGGCUCCAUUAACAUUUUUGAUUCGGUCAGCAACCGAAAACAAGAGGUUGACAAGGCCAUGCCCAGAAGAAGAGAUCGACUGGCUUACUCGGUCUUAGACGGUGGCGUUGUCGUUCUGAGCGUCCGUUUGGAGUACGAAGACGACCGGGCCGUCUCGACAGAGAUUUUGUAUGCGGAGAAGCAGGCAUCGACUCAACGCGGUCGAACCACCCAGCUUUUGUUUGACAAGAGUGGUUCUCGGCUCCUGAUUUGCGGGGUCAAGAUGUGCCAAAUUUUGAGCAUACCAGACAGAAGAGUUGUGGCGGAGUGUCAAUCUCCAAGUGCCGAAGAACCCACGAAAUGGCAGCAACACCCCUCGCGACCGGACCGCCUUUUACGCCUCUCGGCCUCCUUGGCCACGACACAUUCUUGGGACGACCUUGAGCCAAAAGAUCAAAUUCCAUUGGGCUUGGCCGGCACUGUGCCUGACGCAGUGACCGACAGUGCGGAUUCUCCAACAGUCCUAGAUGCCAUUCUUGACAGUCACUCCCCUCACCAUCUACUCCUUCGGACGUCAACCGUACGCCAGAACCGCCGAUAUUACGGUUUCGCCAUUCUGCCUACAACAUCGAUGUACGCCGAAACACCAACCCACUCGGACUCCUUGCCACCAACCGCAAUCCAACCACAGCCCAUUUCACCAACUGUAUCCGAAGCCGCCGCACAUCCUCUCGGCAUUCUGCCAGACGGACGGUUUUUGUUUCUCGACCGCCAGCUUUGGGUGUGUACCAGCUUGUUGUCUCACUUUCUAGGAGAUCCCGGAUUGCUCUCUACAAAGGACGCAGCGACGAUAACACGCCACUUUUUUAUCCCUCAUGACUGGACAGUUGUACGGAUCGCUUAA
Messenger RNA from Dichotomopilus funicola, 4026 nucleotides. RefSeq lists its product as uncharacterized. The transcript has 12 exons. NCBI's taxonomy places the organism in Eukaryota, Fungi, Ascomycota, Sordariomycetes, Sordariales, Chaetomiaceae. The coding region runs from base 1 to 4026 and encodes 1341 amino acids. The record is from RefSeq and is a predicted model, not a curated record.